AUGCCGACACUUACUUUUGUCUGGACCAAAGAACCUUGUCCGCACAUUCAACUUUGGAGCGCCCGUGCUAAGUCUUUUUGUGACAACCCAGAGUGGUACCACUGCUUGGAAAACCAAGCAGGAGUUAUAAAGGAAAAAUGUAUUGCUCCCAGAAAAAUAAGAGAAGGAGAAUCAGAAAUAAUAGAAAGACGAUGCCCUCCCUCACUCUACCAACCAAAUGGACUAAUGUCAAAUCAGUACAAAUCAGUGACAUGUAUGUACGAAAAAGAUGUGUGUGGUGAUGAUGGAGAGGAAGCUUGUGAUGAAGGAAGUGACGUCAGUGACCGAAUGUGUCGAUGUGAUUUCAGAAAAGGGUACAGGGCUUAUGAAUAUUUACUGGAAAACCCGAAAAUGAAAUCAUGUUAUCAGCCAAGGUUUAAGGAAAGAGGAUGUGUUAUGCUUCCAUGUGAAAAGGGAAGAGAACUCAACAAAGCCUAUCAGUGUGUACCAGUUUGUCCUUCUGGGUACUAUAGAUCAGAGUCUGACUUUAACUGUGUGCCAAGACUAUCAAUUCCAAAUCCAAGCACAACAACAGAAACACCGAGCAAGAGUUCGACAAUCAAUAAACAGAUUGAGGAACCUGCAAUGACAGAUCAAGAUACUGAUGACAACACUGCUACUUAUGUUGCUAUUGCUGUUACCACCACCAGUACGUUAAUGAUUUUGAUGUUCUUGGGAAUUUAUUGUUACUGGAAAAGAAAAUAUUACAAAGAAACAGGAUUUGAUAAGAAUCGCAAGCCUAGUGUCACUUCUUUAAUAUCUUUAGAAGUUGAUGGAGGGGAUGGAGGAGAAAAUCUCCAUAAACCCAUUGGUGACAGUUUUCCAUACAGUGAAAUUGAUGUUAUCUCUGAACAUAAUGUGAAGGAGAGCAUUGGUUGCAUAAAAGUUGAGCCACACUCGGGGGGUAAAGGAAAUGGAACUGGGUUUAGAGUUGGAGAAAAAUAUGUCAUGACUGCGUACCACGUUGUGCAGGAUGUAUAUGAAAACUUUUGGAAGGAGCUACAUAAAAGAUUGAAAGAUGGGGAUCACGAAUGUAAGAAACUUUCAAAGCAGUUUGGUAAUCGGAAAUCUACGCCGGAGGAUGGGGAAUGGAGUCUGACAAAUUUUAUAGAGUCUCUUGACACUGGCACACAAAUGAAUUUGAAAGAUAUUGGAAUAGAAAUGGUGACACACAGCUGUUGUAUAACGUUCGGAUGUGUUGGGGAGAAAAAAGGAGAGUCUUUUACGUUUAGUUAUGACGCACCUUUUAUUUCGACAAAACAUGAUGUUGCAAUCCUGGAACUCACCACAAAACCUGGUCACCAGUUCCCAGCUCAACUUAACUUUGCCAACUUCAAUACACCCGCGAAUCGCUUACAUGUUGUAGGUCACCCAGGAGGUGGAGAAUUAAUAUUUGAUCCGUCAUGUAGCGUAAUAUCUGAUCAAAUCAAACUCGAAAGAACCAAAGAGGAAGCAAUAAAACAUUUUAUCUUCCUUGGAAAGACAAGAUCACAAGUUGAAAAAGAGUAUAAGGAAUGUAAACUUUCAUCAAAUCAUAUCCUCUUUCAUUGUUCAAAGAGUACUGCCCAUGGUGCUUCAGGGUCACCUUUAAUUCGAAUUGCAAAUGGAAAUCGAAAGCCCGAGGUAAUCGGUGUGCUUUUAAAGGGAUAUCCAAAGAUGUACUACAACGAUUUUCUAAACAACGAAAAAGCUAUCGAACACCCAGAGUUAUUGAUAGAGUCAGGAAUAACUGUGGAAAUGUUGAAGUCUUUGUUAAAACCACAUGAAUUAUCUAAACUUGCUCAAGAUAUUUUCAGUUAAUUUGAUGUAAAAAGUUGAUGCGCCGUAGAAAUGUAUAAAGGGUAAUUUCUUCUUCACGAAACUUUUGCCAUUUGUAGCCUCAAAUCUUACACGUCUUUGAUGUCAUGUAAAUGUCAUGUAAAUAAAUGUAUUUUGAUUUCUUGUUCGCGACAAAUAGAUGAUGCAUAUUGAAGAUUUAUCAUUGUAAAUUCAUAUUCUUUUAAAUUCAGAUACUUAAAUUUCAAAUCUAUCAUAUUUUAAGCUUUAACAAAGGUUACUCUGUGCAAUAUAUCCGACAAACAUGGUGUGAGACUAAUUCAUUAAAUUGCUUUGGAUUACUUGUAAAAGCAUUUAUGUCCUAUUUUUCCUCUUAGGUCUAGAACAUAAAAUGAAUAAGUGAAAAGGCCAGAUACAUGUACAUGUCAUGUUUUAUUUAAAUGAAAAUAAAUAGCAAAUCAUUAAUA
Molecule: messenger RNA, 2282 nt
Organism: Saccostrea echinata
Lineage: Eukaryota; Metazoa; Mollusca; Bivalvia; Ostreida; Ostreidae
Exons: 11
Coding region: 1-1839 (612 amino acids)
Source: RefSeq, a predicted model, not a curated record